Molecule: messenger RNA, 143 nt
Organism: Penicillium egyptiacum
Lineage: Eukaryota; Fungi; Ascomycota; Eurotiomycetes; Eurotiales; Aspergillaceae
Source: the annotation of a GenBank genome assembly
ACUGGGGGACUCCGGCCGGCCAUGGUGGACCUUGUGUAUGGAGGACGGCUCUGAGGGGGCUCAGACACACCAUGGUGGACCUUUUGAGUGGCCCCCGGUUCUGAGGGCCUACCUCAGCCAGUUCGAAGGUGAGCCUUGCACUG